Molecule: messenger RNA, 6065 nt
Organism: Crotalus tigris (Tiger rattlesnake)
Lineage: Eukaryota; Metazoa; Chordata; Lepidosauria; Squamata; Viperidae
Gene: SLC6A13
Product: solute carrier family 6 member 13
Exons: 15
Coding region: 717-2504 (595 amino acids)
Biological process (GO): sodium ion transmembrane transport
Cellular component (GO): membrane
Source: RefSeq, a predicted model, not a curated record
UGAGACAAAACACACUUCAAUGUUUCACUUAGUAACAGAAAUUUUGGUCUUAAUUGUGGUCAUAAGUCGAGGACUACCUAUACAUGCCAACUUUGAGAAUAAAGACUAAACUAUUAUAGGCUUUCUUAGAAUACCAGUAACAAAUGGCUUUUCUCCUCUUGAGUCUCUACUGCCACAUGGACAUCCUUUGAUUUCUCUUAGAUGGCCCUGAGCUUUCUGUAUUGGCUUUCUCAAUAUGAUUCCCCAUUAAAUAUGUUAAUGAUCAAUAUAUAAUACAUAAUUGGGUGAUUAGAAACCAGGGUGACAGGACAAAAGAACAUUACUGCCAGGACUGAAGAAGAACAAAGAAAUUAGGCUGGACAUUUCUGCAUUCCUGUAUAGGGUUUUUUUUUUUUUUUUUAAAGUUACAGCCAUAAGAUGAGAGUAACUCUUCCAGUAAGGAGCAUCCAAAGUCCUGUGUAGUUUAGUGAGUAGCCCUUUUGGGGGGGGGGGAUUGGAGGAAGGAAUGUGGGUUGGGCAGAGUCUAGAAUUACACCGUUGCAGAAUUGGUCCCCCCCCUUUAAUGCUUUAAAUAGCCAGCACCUUUUUUUAAAUGAUUGCUUUCACAUUUCCCCAGUCAGCCAGAUCCCUGACCGCUCAUUUUUAAGCUUGAAUUUGAUUGUUGUAAGCAUAACAGCGGGGGAGCAAAAAAAUAGCACUGGGCUUUUGAAGGUGGAAUGGAUUACAGCGUCCCUGGGGCAGUGAUCAAUGGAGAAAUACAUGCACAACUCACUGGAGAAACAAAGAAAAAAGAAGCAGGGAAUCAGACACUAGAUCGGGAUCACUGGAACAACAAGCUGGAAUAUGUGCUGUCUGUGGCAGGAGAAAUCAUUGGUUUGGGGAAUGUUUGGCGGUUCCCUUAUCUCUGUUACAAAAAUGGUGGUGGUGCCUUCUUCAUUCCCUACCUCAUCUUCCUUUUCACCUGUGGAAUUCCAGUGUUUUUCCUAGAGACAGCCCUGGGACAAUAUACCAGUCAGGGAGGCAUCACUUCCUGGAGGAGGCUAUGCCCUCUUUUUGAAGGGAUUGGGUAUGCUUCUCAAGUGAUUGUGGUGCUCCUUAAUUUCUAUUAUAUUAUUGUCCUGGCUUGGGCCUUGUUUUACCUCUUCAGUUCAUUCACCAUAGAUCUCCCAUGGGGCAGCUGUGAUCAUGAAUGGAAUACAGAGAACUGUGUGGAAUUCCAGAAGAAUGCCUCUCUAAACGUGACACUGGAAAAUGCCACCUCUCCUGUCAUUGAAUUUUGGGAGCGGAGAGUGUUAAACAUUUCUGAUGGCAUUGAACAUUUGGGCACAGUGCGUUGGGAAUUGUCGCUCUGUCUUCUUCUGGCCUGGAUCAUCUGUUAUUUCUGCAUUUGGAAAGGGGUUAAGUCUACAGGCAAGGUAGUAUACUUCACUGCCACCUUCCCAUACCUCAUGCUGAUUGUUCUGCUGAUCAGGGGAGUUUCCUUGCCUGGGGCAUCUAAAGGGAUCCUCUUCUACCUUUAUCCAGACCUCACUCGACUCAGUGAUCCUCAGGUAUGGAUGGAUGCAGGCACUCAGAUCUUCUUCUCAUAUGCCAUUUGCCUGGGGUGCCUAACAGCUUUGGGCAGCUACAAUAAGUAUCAUAACAACUGUUACAGGGAUUGUAUCGCUCUGUGUUUUUUGAACAGUGGCACAAGUUUUGUGGCUGGCUUUGCCAUUUUUUCCAUUCUGGGUUUCAUGGCAGAAGAACAAGGAGUGCUUAUUUCAGAGGUAGCUGAGUCGGGACCUGGUCUGGCUUUCAUUGCCUAUCCACGAGCUGUUGUCAUGCUGCCUUUCUCCCCAUUAUGGGCUUGCUUCUUCUUUGUUAUGGUGGUUCUCCUGGGACUGGACAGUCAGUUUGUCUGUAUGGAAAGCCUGGUCACCGCUGUAGUUGACAUGUAUCCUGAAAUCUUCCGGAAAAAGAACCGCAGAGAAACUUUAAUUCUUCUUGUCUCCAUCCUCUCAUACUUUGUGGGUCUCGUCAUGAUCACAGAGGGUGGGAUGUAUGUCUUCCAGCUCUUUGACUACUAUGCUGCCAGUGGGAUGUGCCUACUCUUCGUUGCCAUUUUUGAGACUCUGUGCAUUGGCUGGGUAUAUGGUGCUGACCGUUUCUACAAUAACAUCGAAGACAUGAUUGGCUACCGACCAUGGUCUGUUAUUAAGUACUGUUGGUUAUUCAUAACACCAGCUGUCUGUCUGGCAACCUUUUUCUUUUCUUUGAUUAAAUAUACCCCACUGACAUACAACAAGAAAUAUGUGUACCCGUGGUGGGGAGACACUGUCGGCUGGCUGCUUGCACUCUCUUCAAUGAUCUGCAUCCCUCUCUGGAUUGUCUACAAACUUUCCACCAUUAAAGGAUCCCUGAGAGAGAGGUUCCAUCAGCUUGCCUGUCCAGAUGAAGACUUGCCUCAAAGAAAGUGUCCAGGCCAUCAUCUCUUCCCCAUGACAGAAUUAGAUUCUCACUGUUAGGAGUGGAACCCUCAAUCUCUAUUGGACAAUCUUGGCCCAUGACCAAGAAGAGAGGAAUCCGCCACCUCGUUUCCCUUUCUUUGAAAAAACCUGGGAAGGCUGCUAGAGAAAGAGGGUUCGCCCUAGAACUCGGGGUGCAAAGCAAUGCUGCUUCUUCGGUUUAGCAGCAUAUUUAGAAGAGGCAAUUUAAACCGCAAUGUUCUCCUGUGGGUUCAUCUAGGAGUGGAACAGGAAGGACAGAAUACUGUGAUGGAAACCUUUUAAUAGGAGCGUAGAAUUCCUCUUGCAAAAGGUUUAGGGAGUAUUCCAGCCCAUUUAUAAAAUCCACAUUUCUUCCAAUGAUUUAUUGCUUAGAUGUGUGUGUUUUUAAAAAGAGAAUGAGUCCUUGCUUCAACUCCAGACUUAGUUAUUUUUCUAUUGCUUUCAUUUGUUCUUGAACUUGGUAUAGCAUUAUUCAUAAUAUUCUUUCUCUUUAAGGGCCACAUGAUAGAUGAGGUUGAUGAAAAUUUCCCUUGUCGCUGGCCACUUCUGAUGGAUUUUCACUGGCUCAAUGGUGGAGUAGGAGAACUUUUUAAAAAUAUAUCUGUUACCAUAUACAGCACAAUCCUGCUUACCCACCUUGGACACUAUUUCGUUGUUUUUUAAAUGGGGCUAAAGCCACUAAGGAAAGGAUGAGAAAAAUGCUCACAUUUUCACAACUAUAGCAGAAUAACAAAGUUGGGAGGGACCUUGGAGGUCUUCUAGUCCAACCCCUUGCUCAUAUAUCAUUUUAGAUACAUGGUUCUCCAAUCUCUUCUUAAAAACCUCCGGUGUUGGAGCACCCAUAACUUCUGGACUCAAGUUGUUCCACUGAUUAAGUGGAAAUUAUUUUCACUUUUAGAAUAUCAAUGAAUUUUGGAAGAAUACAUUAAUGAAAUCAGUGCAAAACACAUAUGAAAUCAAUGCAAAACACAGUGAUGGUGCUCCAUCACUGGAGAUUUUUAGAAAAGAUUGGACAGUCAUUUGUCCAGAAUGAUAUAGUGUCUCCUGCUUGAGCAGGGGGUUAAAUUAGGUCCAAGAUCCUUCCAACUCUGUUAUUCCAUACUCUGUAAACAUGCUUCUUUGUUAAUCUAUCUGAUGAGUGCAUUUGCAGUAUUGAAAUGUAUCUGAGCUGCAUAUUUAGCUAGCAGGGUUCCUGAAUCCAUGCUAUGUCUAGUGCAGCAUCUCAUUAUCCACUAGUUGGUGUAUGGUGCUCUCUUCCAUAGAUCAUAGCUGCUGUAGUAUCAGCACAUAUGCUGUAAUAUUUCAUGAGCUGCAGUUACCUGCUAUUCCACAGAAUGGAAGAAAUAAAAGGUAACCCUGCUCAGAUAUUCCAAGCCAAUCUGGUGUUGCUGAAAAUCACCACAGUUCUUAAAAAAAAAACACCAAUUUUUUGUUGCAUUUUUUUAAAAAAAAAACACAUUAUUGUCACAGUCCUAGCAUGUGUACCUUUGCUAUUUAGAACUUCCUUGUUCAUUGACUUCAUUAUUUGGCCAUUUUGCAGCAAUCUCUUUUGAGAGUUGAUGAAGAUGAAACCAGUCGUAUGAUCAAGCAGGAGGCAUUGAGGAAUAGCAGGACAGAAUACUAAUAGCAAUUGAGUAACAUUUCCAUAUUAAUAGAACUUUAGAAAUGACCAGGUGAAACGUUUAUGCAGCUUUGCAGAUCUGAACUGAUCACCUCUUUUCAACAGUAGGAAAUAGAUCUUUAUUUUUAAAUCACAGUCCCAUCUAUUAUUAUGGGCACAACUGCAGCAUGAAUAUUUGUGCAACUAAUUCAUAAAUCUUCUGGAAAUCCACUGCUAAGACCUGGGGAGAAAUGUCAUGGUAAUCUCCCCACUUCCCAAACUCUCCAAAUAAGGGCAACUUUCAUGUGCCAAUCCCAAUGAAUUCCUCAUAUGUAAUUCCUAGUUAAAAGAAUAAACAAUUUCAUAGCAGCACGAAUUAGAUUUGCUUUAACAUAUGAUUAAUGUAUUUAAUGUAUUGGUUGACCUUGGCUGAGCUCAGAAAGCUAAGCAAGGUUCAGCCUUGUUAGGAUUGAGAUGAAAGUCCACCAGAAGUUACCAGAACUGCAGUAGAGACUAGAACAUCAAAAAAGCAUCCUAGAAGAAGAAAAAUCAAACCACUUCCAAACUAUGGUCCAGAAAACCAAAUGGGUGUCUUCAUGAAAUCAAGAGGAUACCAAUACAGAUCAAAGGAGAACUAGGCUUUUUUUAAGCUGUUAAAAUGGCUCCUUUAAAGACUCCUACAUGCAGUAAUCAGGACAGUAUGUCUUUUCACUUGCACAUAAUGACCUUGAAAACAGCCUUUGUGGUUCUGUCCCCAACAAGCAAAAUAUCUUGCAGUGACCAUUUUCCAUGUUCCACCUAUCACAACCAUAGAUUGGUAAUCAGAGCAGAUCCCUUAGUGCAAGGGUCUUCAAACUUGGCCCUUUUAUGACUUAUGGAUUUCAACUCCCAAAAUUCCUCAGCCAGCGUGCACACUGGCUGAGGAAUUCUGGGAGUUGAAGUCCACAAGUCCAAAAGGGCCAAGUUUGAAGACCCCUGUCUUAGUGCCUUCAGUGAUCCUGGGCUAAAUAAUUGCCAUAAUCUCUUGCUGCUAUUUAUACUGGCUGAGGCUGAUAGGAGUUGAAAUCCAAAACAGCUGGUAUGCACUAAGUUAUCUAUUCCUAAUCUAAAUAUUCUAUCCUAUAUGGUUUUUUUCCUUUUAAGAGAGUGGGGGCUAAUCCAUUCCUAUUCUUGGUUUCCUCCUAUAACAGCCACAUUCAUCUUCACCAAAUGCAGCACACAGUGGGAUUAGAAUGGGCGCUGAGCCUCACAGUUUGCAGAGCAUGCCUUGAAACUGAGUCUCCCAUUGGUUUGCUUUUUUCCCUUGUACAAUUAGCUGAAUUGAAAUGAAGGAAUUUGCAGUCUCAGCUUACUCACGGUUUCAUCCCUUUGAAUGAGCAACCUGAGACACCUUAAAAGAUUACUAAAUUCAUUACGAAUGGCAGAGCCAACACCAUUAUUAGACAGAGGGAAGCAACCCCCUAAAGUAGCAAAGGAAAGGAGAUAAGAGGCAGAUACUUAGUCAUUCUGAAUUGUUUGGCCAUUUUGAAGCGAGCUGUUCUCUUGGAAUACAGUUGUGUCCUUUAAUACAUGCCUCCCCACUUCCCAAAAGAACAGUGGAGAAGCAUAUAUUUUUUGAGAUUCAGCCCAGAAGUUGAUUAUCAGACAGAAUAAGAAUGGAGCAUUUGUGCUGCCAGAGUCCAAUGUAGUUGGGUGAGUACUGUAUAAUAAAUUUGAAUAAAUAAUAAUACCAAAGCUGAAAGAAAAAUCUUCAUCAUGGUCCAGUCCAAGAUGGGAAUAAACCUAAAACAGAGGCUGUUUGGAAAGAAAGUUCUUUAUUGAGUUGCAGAACUAGACAGAAAUGUGGCUCUGGGGCAGCUGACCACAUAGAGCUGGGAGUAGUGGGUUUUUAUACCUUCUUGGGCUUUUGUGUUUGGAGUUGUUUCUGUUCCUGUGACAUGAAUUUUGACCUGAACUUUUGAGUGUGUCCUUUUGGUAUU